This is a messenger RNA of Fusarium vanettenii 77-13-4, 1473 nucleotides long. RefSeq lists its product as uncharacterized. Lineage: Eukaryota; Fungi; Ascomycota; Sordariomycetes; Hypocreales; Nectriaceae. The record is from RefSeq and is a predicted model, not a curated record. Gene Ontology annotation, biological process: DNA-templated transcription. Gene Ontology annotation, molecular function: zinc ion binding; DNA binding. The annotation marks the transcript as partial. The transcript is spliced from 3 exons.
AGGCCUGUUGAUGGCGAGCUGUGGGUUACUCUCAAUGAUGAGAUCCACAAGAUGAAGAAAAUCAUCGAGGAGGAUCACCCAGAGGCUCUCCUACAUGAAGACGACGCGCCCCAUAGCGUCUCGGAGUAUUCCUCGCCCAGUUGCCCUGAAACCCCGCCCCUCGACCCUGUCACAGUUUUCAAGCUCUGGCAAAUCUUCCUCGACCGUGUUAACCCACUCAUCAAAAUCAUCCACGCGCCAUCCGUACAAGCUUUGAUCGUAUCUGCCGCCACCGACAUUACUCUAAUUCCAUUAGACCAGCAGGCAUUGCUGCAUAGUAUCUUUGGUUUGGCGAUUCUCGCACUGAGGAGCGAUGAGCUAGCAGGCAUCUUGGGCGAGGACAAAACGCGAGAGGGUGUGUUGCAAGAUAUGUUGAAAAGCGUGAGCGGUGUGCUCGUUCGCUUUGACGCCUUGAAGCGUUACAAUAUGGUUGUCCUCCAAGCCCUGGUACACACCUCGAUUAUUCUCAUGGGUCAGUGCAACAAGCACGCGUCAUGGGUCCUUCUGGGCUCAUUGGUACGAAUUGCUAUGACAAUGGGUUACCAUCGUGAUGGUGCACGACUACAUCUGUCACCCUUCGAGACUGAAAUGCGUCGUCGCAUCUGGUGGCAGAUUGUCAUGUAUGACAUCAAACUGGGCAUCGACUGCGGUUUGGCAUACAGCUGUAUUCCCAAGCGCUUUGACACCAAGCAGCCCCUCAACCUCAAUGAUGCAGAUUUGUUUCCUGAUACCGCGGGUGAGCUGACGCCUAGAGAUGGCCCAACCGAGAUGGCAUUUGUCAUGAUAAUCCAUCGUGUGGCCGCAUAUCUGCUCGAUAAAGAGACGCGACAGGCCAUCGAGGCAAGUAUCCUCGGCCAAGAGAUACCCCUAACCAGUGUGGAACACAAUCGUACCCUCAUAGACAAGCUGGAUGCUGACCUCCUGGAUAUGGAGAAACGUUUCAUCAUCGCAAAGGCAAGCAACGCUCACGCGGCAGCCCUCGGAACUCGUCCACAUCUCAUCAAACGCCUACGCGACAUGAUGCGUCCCAUGCGCGAAUCGCCUGACUGGGGUGUUCACGUCUUCUCCCCUGGAGAUAACCUCUUCAAACUCAUUCUAUCCAGCUGCGAAAAUGCGAGCGACUCCUACGAACAGAUGGACCGAUGGGGCUUUGCUUGGUAUAUCCGUCUGCACUUCAACUUAGACCUCCUAGCCUCGCUGUCCACAUUUUUAUACCAUCGUCCUCUGAGUUCCUUGGCUGAGCGCGGCUGGACUAUCUUCACUUCCCCAUACAUCAGGGAUACCCUUCUGCAAGAACCCAAAUCGAAAACCGCAGUGAUCUCAGCACAAUUCACUCUGAGAGCCUACACCCAGCGAGAGCGCGCCCUGGCUGAUGCCGGACAGUGUGUUGAGACGCCCAACUUUAUCAUUAAACUUAGGCAAAUAAUCAAUUCA